UUUACGGCCCGUCGCCCACGGCGGCCGCGGUUACCGUGGGGACGGGGCUUCGGUGGUAACUGUAACUAGGAAGCCUGCGGAGACGGCGGCCGCAGCGACAGGUCCAGGAGGUGGCCCGGGGUCCGUGCGGCGUCUACCGAGGACCGGUGUGAGCGCGCUCUAGGAAACUCUGCAGAGGACAAUGUCAGAUGCAGAAGAAAACCCACUAGAAAAAACAGAAAAAGAUGGAGGAACAGAAAUGGAAGAAGAAGAGGAAGAAGAAGAAGAAUAUAAUCCAGAUUAUCUAAAGGAAGAAGAUAUGCAGCAGGAAUUAGAAGAAGACACAUUAGCAGGGAAAGAGUCUCAGGAGGAGGAGGAUGCAGAAGAAACGGAGGAACAGGCUCCAGCAGCCGAGGAGGAGGAGGAUGCAGGAGAAGAAAUGGAGGAAGAAGUUCUAGCAGCCGAGGAGGAGGAGGAUGCAGGAGCGCAGGAAGAAACCAGAGUGGGAAGACUUUUGUUAACUGAUUCCCUGUUAGCCAUGUCAGGAACUUUCCCACAUUCAUUACAACCAGAGGCUUCCAAGUUUUCAAGAGGCCUGAGUUUACAAUCUGAAUUUCUUAAUUUGGAUCAAAACGGUCUUGACAAACAACAGAGUAGUUCCCCUGAAAAGCAGCCCUCAGGUGAGCUUGAGGGGACAACCGGCCAGAAGCCGGAAGAUGAACCAGGACAAGAGAGAACACGGGAACCAGGAAAGGGAGAAUGGAGAAAAAAAAGGAGUGUGUCAUACUCCAAAUCAGAAGAAGAAAAAGGAUUCCAGCCCAAAGCGGAGAUCCAAAAGGAGUCACUGGUAUCCACCACCACAGAAGACAGUUUGUUUCAGAAGGAUGACAGUGACAGUGUGUACCCCUUGUCCAUGACUUGGUCAUUUGGAUGGAACAGUUCUCUUCCUGUUUUCUAUCUUCGAGAUGAAGCACAGAGAGUUCUGCUGUACAUCUGUGCACACACGGCGGUCAUCUACGACGUUUUCAAGAAUGACCAGCGCCACCUUCAGGGCCAUCCUAAUGUUAUCUCCUGCCUUUGCAUCAGUGAAGACAGACGGUGGAUCGCCACUGCCGACAAAGGGCCGAACUGCCUGAUAAUUAUAUGGGACUCCUUCUCAGGGAUUCCUGUGCACACAAUAUUUGAUAGCUGCCCCAAAGAUAGUGGCAUCAGGGCAAUAGCCAUCACCCGUGAUGCCAAGUAUCUGGCCACCAUCUCAGAUGCUGAAGUCCAGCAAGUUUGCAUCUGGAAGUGGACUUUAGCUGUGGAGACGCCCGCGUGCACCCUGGACCUUAACAAAGAGUAUGGUUUCCAGAACUACCUUAGCUUUAAUCCAGCAAAUAAUAGAGAAUUGGUGAGCAAUAGUAAAACACAGGCAAUAUAUUAUUCAUGGCAGGAAGAGAGAAAUAUACUUGCUCACAGUGCUCCACUUUUAACAGAAAAAACAUUCAACAAGCUCGUGGGAAAAUUUAGUCAGUCUGUCUUUCACCUGAAUUUAACACAAGUCCUCUCGGCAACAAUGGAAGGGAAGCUGGUUGUCUGGGACAUACACCGUCCACCGCCAUCUGCCUCCUCCCCUUUGGGAUUUCCCUAUAUCAAACCUUGUAAACUGGUUCAUUUGCAGAAAGAGAGCAUCACUGUGCUCACAACAGUUGAUAGCUAUAUUGUCACCGGUGACAUUAGGGGCAACAUAAAGUUCUACGAUCACACCCUGUCCAUUGUCAACUGGUAUAGCCAGUUCAAACUGAGCACCAUAAGAUGCCUGUCCUUUUCAAAGACCCCACCAGCUCCUCCUACAGAAAAAUCUGACUUUCCUCCAGACUGUACUUUAAAAGGUGAAUCAUUUAUUGUAAGGAAUUUUAUCAUUGGGACAUCUGACGCAACGGUGUACCACUUAACAACAGAUGGGACCAAACUCGAGAAGUUAUUUGUAGAGCCCAAAGGUGCCAUUUGUGCCAUCGCCUGCCACCCAUACCAGCCCUUCAUUGCUAUCGGGAGUCUCUGCGGGUUGAUCAAAGUGUGGAAUUAUGAAAAGAAAAGCUACCUUUUCAGCAGGGUCUUUGAGAAGGGGCUCGGAGUCCAGUGCCUGACCUACAACCCUGAAGGAGUCCUUCUUGGAGUUGGCUUCACAGAGGGAACAGUUUACAUUCUCGAUGCAAUGUCCUUAGAAAACGGAAGCCCACAGCCUUUCAAAUAUUCCAGAACCAAUGUGAUUCAUAUAAGUUUCUCCCAUGACUCCCAGUAUAUGGCAACUGCUGAUGUAAGUUUCACUGUGGCAGUUUACAAGGUGAUGGUUAAAAAUGGACAAAGGGUCUGGGAAUAUUUAGCAAGACUUCGUUCUCAUCACAAAAGCAUCCAGAAUCUCCUGUUUGGGGUUCAUCUGGACAGCAAUGAAACUAGGCUGCUGAGCCUUGGAAAAGACAGACUUUUGAUAGAGUAUGAUCUUCCCAAGAGCUACAAAGACCACCUGGAAGUCCUGGACAUUCACCAAACAGACCAGGGCUGCUACCCCACCUGUAUGGUCUGGUACCCGCCACUCACCAGGGAACUGUUCCUGCUCAUUUGCAACAGUGGCUACAAAAUGAAACUUUUUAAUUCUAUCACAAAAAUGUGCAGAAAGACACUUCUUGGACCAACAUAUGGUUCUCCCAUUGAACAGAUACAAAUCCUCCCAGUGAAAACCGCUAGUGAACUGCAGAAACGCUACUUGGUGUUUAUGAACAAAGACAAGGUUGGACUUCAGAUCUUACCAGUUGAUGGCAACCCACAUAAGACCACUUCUGUUGUUUGCCACCCAGACGGGGGCGCUGGAAUAACCGUUUCCUAUGAUGGGUGCUGUAUCUUCACAGCAGGGGGAGCUGAUCGCUCGGUAGUGCAGUGGAAAGUUAACUUAAGCGCGCUGGAGGCAGCCGUUUCUCUUGGGGGCGAAGAUUUGACCCCAUUCUAUGGUCUGGUGACUGGUGGCAGGGAAGGAAAAUUCUACAGGGAGCUGGAAGACUAUUUUUACUAUUCUCAGCUCCGCAGUCAAGGUAUUGAUACGAUGGAGAGUAGAGCGGUGUCGCAACACAUCUGCCUGUCAGAGCUUCCUUUUGUCAUGAGAGCAAUUGGCUUUUACCCAUCCGAAGAGAAGAUUGAAGAUAUGUUUAAUGAAGUCAAGUUUGGUGAGUAUGUGGAGACUGGAAAGAUCGUUGACAAAAUCAACUUACCAGAUUUCCUCAAAAUUUACAUCAACCACAGGCCACCUUUUGGUAACACCAUGAGUGGCAUCCAGCACAGCUUUGACGUUCUUGGUUUUACCAAUUCAGAAGGAAAAAAGGUUAUCCGAAGAGAGGACUUCCUGCAACUGCUUCAAACUAAAGGCGAGCACAUGACCCAGGAGGAGAUGUCCGAUUGCUUUGCCACACUGUUUGGCUUGAAUCCGGAAGGGUGGAAAUCUGAGCCUGCAACCUCCUCUUUCAAAGGUGCAGAAAUUUGCCUUGAAGAAGAACUUCCCAAUGAAAUCACUGCAGAAAUAUUCACAACCGAAAUUCUUGGCUUAACCAUUUCAGAAGAUUCCGGACAAGAUCAUAUGGUCAGCGGAGUGUAAGGAAUGUUUGAAGCACAAAGGACUUUGUGUUUUUGUUGCUUUUUUUUUUCCUAAGAGGCACUGCUUUUCCUGUGUUU
Molecule: messenger RNA, 3681 nt
Organism: Choloepus didactylus (southern two-toed sloth)
Lineage: Eukaryota; Metazoa; Chordata; Mammalia; Pilosa; Megalonychidae
Gene: CFAP251
Product: cilia and flagella associated protein 251
Exons: 22
Coding region: 182-3604 (1140 amino acids)
Cellular component (GO): sperm flagellum
Molecular function (GO): protein binding
Source: RefSeq, a predicted model, not a curated record